GCAUUCGUCAUUCACUGGCAACAGGCAAGCUCAAGCAGCGGAGCGUUACCGGCAAGAGUCACCAAAGAAGAACAAGCAAUAUUCUAAAACGUUCAGCAAAGAGCAGCCAGCGUAUAUCUACUACGUCUAUACGUUCAUUAUCAUCGGCAACAGCGCAAAAGCUGAAACUUACGCGAAUCCGAACGGCAAGGACAGAACAUCGACAAUUGUCUUAAAUCAGUUGCUCACAGGCGGUGAAAACGACUGCAGCACUAAUUUGUGAAAUUUAUGAAAGUAAUAUAAAGUCAUUUAAGACUAUUUUUAGUGUUUUUCGUGCUUCGUAAAAGUUUGUUAAAUUAAACAAAAAAAGAAAAAACAAAGUUCGUUAAAAAUGCCUUUUACACGUGAACAACUGGAGUCGACGAUGAACGAGAAGCUGCCCAAGUCGGACACCAUCAAAUUGCGAAACAAACAUAUUGGCCAAGCUUGCCAGUUAUUCUAUCGUUCUGAUCCCUUAAAAAUUGUACGUGGACAGGGUCAGUAUAUGUACGAUGAGUUGGGCAAUCGUUACUUGGACUGCAUCAAUAAUGUGGCGCAUGUGGGCCAUUGCCAUCCGAAAGUUGUGCGCGCCGGUAGUCUUCAAAUGGCUACCAUUUCCACCAACAAUCGUUUUCUACACGAUGAACUGGUACAGUGCGCCAAAACCUUGACCAGUAAAAUGCCCGGCGACUUGUCGGUCUGUUUCUUUGUCAACUCUGGUUCGGAGGCAAACGACUUGGCUUUGCGACUGGCACGCAACUAUACCAAGCAGCAGGAUGUAAUCACACUCGAUCACGCUUACCACGGCCAUGUGACUGCCGUCAUGGAGGUCUCACCAUACAAAUUCAAUCAACCCGGUGGUGAACCGAAACCCGACUAUAUUCAUGUUGCGCCCUGCCCGGAUGUCUAUCGCGGCAAGUUCACCGACAAAGAUCAUCCCGGCGCCGAUAUGGCCAAACUCUAUUGCGCACCCAUUGAGGAUAUCUGCAAACAAUUAAAGGCGCAGGGCAAGGGCGUAGCUGCGUUCAUUGCUGAGAGUUUACAGAGCUGCGGUGGUCAAAUCAUACCACCAACUGGUUACUUUCGUACGGUCUUCGAUACCAUACAUGCCGCUGGUGGGCUCGCCAUUGCCGAUGAAGUGCAAGUCGGUUUCGGCCGUGUGGGCACACAUUACUGGGCCUUCGAGACACAAGGUGUUGUACCUGACAUAGUGACAGUUGCCAAGCCAAUGGGCAAUGGGCAUCCUGUGGGUGCUGUUGUUACCACACCGGAGAUUGCGCAUGCCUUCUACGCUACUGGUGUCGCCUACUUCAAUACCUAUGGCGGCAAUCCGGUAUCUUGCGCUAUUGCCAAUGCAGUGAUGCAGGUCAUCGAAGAGGAGGGCCUGCAGGAGAAUGCACGCAUUGUGGGUGACUAUUUGAAGAAGAAAUGUCGUGAGUUAAGUUUAGAAUUCGAUAUUAUUGGUGAUGUGCGUGGCGUAGGACUUUUCGUUGGCAUAGAAUUGGUGAAAAAUCGUGAGACACGUGAGCCUGACACUAAAUCCGCUCACUGGGUGGUGAAUCGCAUAAAAGCAUUACACAAAGUGCUCGUAUCCUCAGACGGUCCCAACGACAAUGUCAUCAAGCUAAAGCCACCUAUGUGCUUUGAUCAGAAGAAUGCCGAUGAGUUUUUGCAAGCAUUCCGCGAGUGCUUGUCCAUGCUGAUGAAGGAGGGUAGUGAUGCGCUGUAUACGGUAGGCGCCACCGAAGCUAUGAAAGACACGAAUACGAUGUUCGAGAAUCGGCAAAGGCUUAUUAAAUCUUCAUGAGAAGUUUUCGUCGUUGUAGUUUUAGUCAGCUAGGAAAUUUCGUUAGGUGUAGUGAUUUUUAGAAAUAUUCAGUAUGUAUAAGUACACAUACAUAUAUAUGUUUGCCAUAGUACGCAUAAGUAUGUAUAUGCUUAGUAAAAUUAAUUAGUAGUUAAAUCAUUGAGUUGCCAUAUUAAUAUUGGCGUCAUAAUGAGUGAGUAUACAGAAAUUCACAAAACAAGAAACCAAACAUAAAAUUAUAUAUGUAUAUAUGCAUGUAUGUGUGUAAACCUCUGAGCAAUCGGAUUUUGUAGAGGAUCUUUAUUUAAAAUUUUUACAAAAUUUAUAGUAACGCAAAACGAAAACUGUUAGAAUCAAAAAUUGUAGUAAAGCACAUUUGGUUUAGUAACCUGCGCGAGUCAACUCUGCGCACACUGCAAAUACAGAUGCGCUAGCACAACCGCUAUGUGGCGACCAGCCAUUGCUUUCCCCACUUCAAAGGCAGUCAUGUGCGAGCAGAAUCGUUUAUCGCCGAUCAGUAAACGAAAUGUUCAAGUUUCGAGAGCGCACCGGCCUUUUAUAGGGAAUGGCAGUCCGUUAUAAAAUCGGUUAUAUCAUUCAGAUUCACUUUUGGAAAAGAUACAACUAGAUAUUUUUCCGGCAUUGCCAUAAAAAUCAAACUUCAACUGUAAUCUUGACAAGUGUAAGGCAUUGCAAUAUUUUGUAUAAAUGCAUACAUUUGAUAAUAAAUUAUAAAUUAAGCAUUAAAGUAUGCGACUUGCUACAAUUUUUUUAAAGGUUCAUUGUGCGUAAACUCAUUUUAUAAAUUUGUAGAAUAGUCUUAUAGAUAGUUGUAUCAAUAUUAGCUCCAAUAAACAUAUAUUUAAAAAAAACCAUAGCUUAUACUCGUAGUUGAAUUGAGAGAAAGGAAGAUGAACAAAAUUUAUAUACAAUAAUUUGUAUUAAAAUUGUAUUACACUAAGAUAAUAUUUGUUUAAAUAAAUUCUAGUAUCAACAUCAAGCAAAUAUUGAUUGAAAAAUUAAUGCGCAUACAGAGUCCGGUUCACUUGAAUAGAGGCAAUAAAUUGUAUGGUUAUUAACACAUUGACUGCCAAGGCACUUUCAGCAAAUAAGAUGCUCUGGGGCCACAGCAUUUUUUUUUUUAAAUCUCAUCAGAGACGUCAAAAUUGGAAUUUAGGGUAGUGCUGGUAAUAUUUUCUGCUUAGAAACAGGCAGUUUGUAACUAAUUAGUAUGUCACACACAUAUGUUCGACGUGGCGCCUACCGACUUUUUUUAACUCAGGGCCAUGGCGGUCGUGAUGUACGGAUUCUGUCAACAAAACACAGUCCCAGAAUGGUAGAAGAAGCUCAAGAUAAUGGCGAACAAGCAUUAGCUUCUGACCUUGACCAACCAUCAACCAGUAACACCUCUGGCUCAAAAUGUCGCCUGGCGAAGAAGAAUAAGAAAAAGCCAAUAGCCAUACUUCCUUACAACAAAGGAAAAGCAGGGAUUGAUUUAUCAGACCAGAACUGUUCUUAUGCUACUACUUUGAGGAAGGGCGUGAAGUGGUACCGCAAACUGGGUAUAGAAUAUCUUCUUGGACUAUCAGUAGUAAAUGCUUUUUAGUGUACAAGAAAGCUACGAAAAAAAAUAAUGCACAAAUACGAUGAUUUAGAGAACAAAUUACUUCAUCACUUCUAAAUUUGCAGAAGCCAGAAAAACAUAUGAAGCCAAAAUCAGGCAAUAUUCAUAUUUUAAAAAUAAAACUAAGUGCAAGUAAUACAAAAUUACGUCGAACAUGUACUUUACGUUAUUCCAGAAUAAAACAAAUGGAAGGAAGGGAGAUCGCCAGAAAGAAGGCUAUUGCCCGGAAUGUCCCCAAGAGCCAUUUAUGUGUUUAGAAUGUUUUGGGAAUCACCACAAACAAGUUUAAUGGGUUCAUUUGUAUAACUACUUUGUAAAAUAAUAUGUAAAAAAUUUUUUGUUACUGCAAUAAAAUGAAUUUAAUUUUUUUUUCAAAA
Messenger RNA from Anastrepha ludens (Mexican fruit fly), 3826 nucleotides. Its product is annotated as alanine--glyoxylate aminotransferase 2-like. Lineage: Eukaryota; Metazoa; Arthropoda; Insecta; Diptera; Tephritidae. The transcript is spliced from 4 exons. The record is from RefSeq and is a predicted model, not a curated record. Gene Ontology annotation, cellular component: mitochondrion. The coding region runs from base 371 to 1825 and encodes 484 amino acids. Gene Ontology annotation, molecular function: transaminase activity; pyridoxal phosphate binding.